Colletotrichum abscissum is the source of this 153-nucleotide messenger RNA. RefSeq lists its product as uncharacterized. Bases 1 to 153 code for a protein of 50 amino acids. Gene Ontology annotation, cellular component: mitochondrial outer membrane; mitochondrial outer membrane translocase complex. Gene Ontology annotation, molecular function: transmembrane protein transporter activity. NCBI's taxonomy places the organism in Eukaryota, Fungi, Ascomycota, Sordariomycetes, Glomerellales, Glomerellaceae. The transcript has 3 exons. The record is from RefSeq and is a predicted model, not a curated record.
AUGUUCGGAGGAUUCGCGCCCCCCCAGCUUUCCGAGGAGGAGAUCAAGCAGAUGGAGGCCGAGGCCAACUUCUCCAUCCAGCAGGUCGUCGUCUCUGCCGUCCUUCUGUACCUCUCCCCUUUUGUCAUUGAUGCCGCCUCCAAGGUCCUGUAA